Trichophyton benhamiae CBS 112371 is the source of this 1239-nucleotide messenger RNA. RefSeq names its product ribonuclease T2 family, putative. Gene Ontology annotation, molecular function: RNA binding; ribonuclease T2 activity. The record is from RefSeq and is a predicted model, not a curated record. Gene Ontology annotation, cellular component: extracellular region. Bases 1 to 1239 code for a protein of 412 amino acids. The transcript has 4 exons. NCBI's taxonomy places the organism in Eukaryota, Fungi, Ascomycota, Eurotiomycetes, Onygenales, Arthrodermataceae. Gene Ontology annotation, biological process: RNA catabolic process.
AUGUUGGCCUCCUCAACCACGGCUGCUGUGAUGCUUGCGGCAUCCCAGCUCUUUUCUGGAGUUCGUGCUGAUGGCCCUACUUGCCCUCCUGGCGGCGAGGUGAGUUGUCAUAACUCCGGCCCCGUCGGAGAUACCUGUUGCUUCAACACUCCUGGUGGCCUUAUUCUUCAAACUCAGUUCUGGGAUGCAGACCCAGCUACUGGCCCUGAAGAUUCAUGGACCAUCCACGGUCUCUGGCCCGAUAACUGUGAUGGUACCUACGAGCAAUUCUGUGACAUGAGCCGUGAAUAUAGCAAUAUUACCCAGAUUCUCCAGGCUCAGGGCAAACAUGAUACUCUUGAGUACAUGAUGAAGUACUUCAAGGACUACAAGGGUGAUGAUGAAUCCUUCUGGGAACACGAGUGGAACAAGCAUGGUACAUGCAUGAGCACCUUCGAGACGAAGUGCUACAUGGACUAUAUGCCCCAGCAGGAAGUUGGCGACUACUUUACCAAACUCGUUGAGUUGUUCAAGGGAUUGAACACCUACAAAACCCUCGCUGAUGCUGGCAUCACUCCAAGCAAUGACAAGACCUACGCCCUCCGUGACCUACAGGCCGCUGUUAAGUCUUCUUUCGGCAUGGAAAUCACUUUCAACUGCAAGAACGGUGCUCUCAACGAAGCCUGGUACUUCUAUAACGUCCGUGGAUCUGCCCAGACUGGAGAAUAUAUUCCUACUCUCCCAGGUGGAUCUCCAUCAACCUGCCCUGACACCGGCAUUCGAUACCUCCCUAAGAACAGCGGGGGCACUCAGCCACCAACCACCACCACCCCUGGCAGCCCAGCCCCCACUGGUACCUUCUCUGGAAAGGGCUAUCUUACCGUGACUGUCAUGGGCGAGGAAGACGGAUGCCUCAUUAGCAGUGGAAACUGGUACACCACCGGAACCUGUGCUACUUAUCGCGCUGCUGCUUCCGGCUCCGGAUUCACCUUGACAUCUAGCAAGGGUGCAUGUGGCAUGGUUAAUGAUCAGUUCAAGUGUGGCUCUGGAGUCACCGCUUCUGUCUUUGGGGUAUGUCUCCCUCCAUCCUUUCCAUGCCAAAUACUCUUACUAACUAUCUCCCAGGCUUCCGAAGGAAAGCUCGCUGCCAGCGGCAAGUCCACCUUUUAUGCUGACAAAAUCCCAAGUGGUUCCACUCAGGUUCCUGUCUACACUGCUCCGCGAGCUAUCCCACUCACCGUUUCAUGGCAGGCCAUUUAG